Messenger RNA from Symbiodinium sp. CCMP2592, 534 nucleotides. The record is from the annotation of a GenBank genome assembly. Lineage: Eukaryota; Dinophyceae; Suessiales; Symbiodiniaceae.
AUGGCCCAGCCCGAACGUGAAGCCGCCAUCGUGAAGCGAGUCUUUCGACGAUAUGACAAGCUGGGUGAUGGGACUGUUGAUCGAGACAUGCUGUGGAAGGUGAUGCAGACCUUGCCUUCGAAGAUCAGUCUCCAAACGUUCCUGCAUCUACUUCAGCAGACCGGAUACGAUGGUGGCCGUGUGAACUAUGUUCGGUUCUUGGAUCGGCUUUUCUCAGAGAAUGCGGGGGAGGACGCGGCCAGCGACAGCGAAGAGACGACGUCGGCCUUGGACGGCUGGCGCCGACUGCUGCUUGCAAUGGCGAAAUUCCAUGCCCCUGACGAAGCUGUUGACCGCAGGAUGCACUCUGCCAAGCCGGCUUAUGGAGAUGAGCCCGACUGCAUUGUGUGCUACAACGCUCGGCCUUCCGUGCUCCUCCUACCAUGCCGGCACAUGCAAGUCUGCAAAUGCUGCGCCCCCCUACUGUCGAGCUGUCCAACCUGCAGGGCUAACAUCAAGUCUUUUGCACGACCAUGCUGGGAUCCUGAGUCGUGA